This is a messenger RNA of Myiozetetes cayanensis, 3731 nucleotides long. It is a transcript of the gene NLGN1, whose product is annotated as neuroligin 1. The transcript has 8 exons. Gene Ontology annotation, cellular component: cell surface; synapse; postsynaptic specialization membrane. Bases 909 to 3500 code for a protein of 863 amino acids. Gene Ontology annotation, molecular function: neurexin family protein binding; signaling receptor activity. Gene Ontology annotation, biological process: modulation of chemical synaptic transmission; synaptic vesicle endocytosis; presynaptic membrane assembly. The record is from RefSeq and is a predicted model, not a curated record. Lineage: Eukaryota; Metazoa; Chordata; Aves; Passeriformes; Tyrannidae.
CUGGGGGUAUCUUUGUACCAUUUUUCAUCCAGCAGCAAUUUGGAGUGGAAACGUGUAAUAGGGGGAAAAAGCAAGGGAUCUCGGCGGUUCGAGCGAGCCGUGCAUCCAGGAGCCAAAAAAGAUUAACACCACCACCCCCCCACCCCUUUCCCCCCCGCGCAAGCCCCCUCCGCACCUCCCCGCGCCCCUCGGGGCUCCGUCGCGGCUCCGCGAUCACCCGCCGGACACCGAGCGAAAAGGGAUUCGUCUGGAGGGCAAUUUCGGAUCGGGGGAGAUCUAUUGGAUUAGUGGGAUUAUCUGCCUGCAGACGGAGAGAAGUAGCGUUUGAUCAUUUCCAUUGCCUGCCUGAUGGUCGGAUUUACAUGGAGGUGGCUCGGCACGGAUGAGGCUGGAUUCCGGAUGGGGAUUUCCAGCCCCCCCUCCCCGCGCCCCGAUCCCGGGAAAGGGGAGAAAAAUAUAUAAAAAUCGGUAUAAUUGGGAAGUGUCCGGGGCACUAUCGGGAGCCCUCCCGCUCCCAGCGGCUGGCAGAGCCGAAGGAGGCGAAUCCAGCGGAUUACAGCUUCAGCUGCGAUUGCGGGAAAGCGGCCGUGAACUGGAUAUAGACCUGCGGCUAACUGGAUUUGAUUUAUAAGAGGGGAUUCUGCAGUAAAUGGCUGCUCUCUUCAUAUUGCUGCUAUGGAAAACAGAAUUGUCAAUAGGAUGUAGUCUGAUAAAUAGUGCUGAGUGAAGAUGCAGCUUCAAUAAGUGUGAAAUCAAUGGAAGAUACUUACCGCAUGAAAAGCCUUUUGAGAUUUUUCUGACAGGCACCUAUUUAGGAAACUCAGUCUGUUUCCUUCGGUCGCCCUGUUUUUACACCAGUGGAUACAAAUCAGAUUGCUUCGUUGUAGUCACACAACUAAUGUGGGACCAUGGCCUUUCCAAGAUCCGUGUGGCUGAACUGUGUAUGGAGAGCGACGGUGGUCCGCCUGCUACACAUGGGAUUGAAUGCCACUUUUGCUGUUUGUACGCUGGGAUUUUUGCUCCACGCUGCAGCUGUGUCCUCCCAAAAAUUGGAUGAUACCAACCCGGUGGUGACCACCAACUUUGGCAAGAUAAGAGGGAUUAAGAAGGAACUUAAUAAUGAAAUUCUGGGGCCCGUUAUUCAGUUUCUCGGGGUUCCGUAUGCUGCCCCUCCGACCGGGGAGCGCCGCUUUCAGCCUCCUGAGCCUCCGUCCCCCUGGGCAGAUAUCAAAAAUACCACCCAGUUUGCUCCAGUGUGUCCCCAGAACAUUAUAGAAGGCAGGUUGCCUGAAGUCAUGCUUCCCGUGUGGUUUACUAAUAACUUGGAUGUAGUUUCCACCUACGUACAAGAUCAGAACGAAGACUGCCUCUAUUUAAAUAUCUAUGUCCCGACCGAGGAUGUCAAAAGAAUAUCCAAGGAAUGUGCCAGAAAACCCGGCAAGAAAAUAUGUAGAAAAGGAGGUCCCCUUACAAAGAAACAGACAGAUGAUUUAGGUGAUAAUGACGGUGCUGAAGAUGAAGACAUUCGGGACAGUGGGGGACCUAAGCCUGUGAUGGUGUAUAUUCAUGGAGGGUCCUACAUGGAAGGCACUGGAAAUUUAUAUGAUGGCAGUGUUCUAGCAAGUUAUGGGAAUGUGAUAGUCAUCACAGUCAACUAUCGCCUUGGGGUACUUGGAUUUCUGAGCACCGGGGACCAAGCAGCAAAAGGAAACUAUGGCCUCCUUGAUCUAAUUCAGGCUUUGCGAUGGACUAGUGAAAAUAUUGGGUUCUUUGGUGGUGACCCAUUAAGAAUAACUGUUUUUGGAUCUGGUGCAGGCGGUUCAUGCGUCAAUCUGUUGACUUUAUCCCAUUAUUCUGAAGGUAACCGUUGGAGCAAUUCAACCAAAGGACUUUUUCAAAGAGCAAUAGCUCAAAGUGGAACAGCUCUCUCCAGCUGGGCAGUUAGUUUUCAGCCUGCGAAAUACGCCAGGAUGUUGGCUACAAAAGUUGGUUGCAACAUGUCAGACACUGUAGAACUGGUAGAAUGUCUACAGAAGAAGCCUUAUAGAGAACUUGUCGACCAGGACAUUCAACCAGCAAGAUACCACAUAGCCUUCGGACCGGUAAUAGAUGGCGACGUGAUACCAGAUGAUCCUCAGAUCCUGAUGGAACAAGGAGAAUUCCUCAACUACGACAUCAUGCUGGGAGUUAACCAAGGGGAAGGGUUAAAAUUUGUCGAAAACAUCGUGGAUAGCGAAGAUGGCAUAUCAGCCAGCGAUUUUGACUUCGCAGUUUCUAACUUUGUCGAUAACUUAUACGGAUACCCAGAAGGCAAAGAUAUACUGAGGGAAACUAUUAAAUUUAUGUACACGGACUGGGCGGAUCGACACAAUCCUGAGACCAGAAGGAAAACACUGCUGGCUUUGUUUACUGAUCACCAGUGGGUUGCACCAGCGGUGGCCACAGCAGAUCUUCACUCGAAUUUUGGAUCGCCUACAUACUUCUAUGCCUUCUACCAUCAUUGCCAGACAGAUCAGGUACCUGCAUGGGCAGAUGCAGCCCAUGGAGAUGAGGUUCCUUACGUACUGGGAAUCCCCAUGAUUGGUCCUACUGAAUUAUUUCCUUGCAAUUUCUCCAAAAAUGAUGUCAUGCUAAGUGCUGUGGUGAUGACGUACUGGACAAACUUUGCAAAGACUGGUGACCCAAAUCAACCAGUGCCGCAAGAUACAAAAUUCAUCCAUACGAAACCAAAUCGUUUUGAAGAAGUAGCAUGGACCAGAUACUCUCAGAAAGACCAACUCUAUCUUCACAUUGGAUUAAAACCACGAGUUAAAGAACACUAUAGGGCCAAUAAAGUGAACCUUUGGUUGGAACUGGUACCUCAUCUGCACAAUCUUAACGACAUUUCACAGUAUACCUCUACCACAACUAAAGUGCCAUCGACUGAUAAUACUUUCAGACCAACAAGGAAAAAUUCAGUUUCAGUUACUUCAGCCUUUCCUACAGCCAAACAAGAUGAUCCCAAACAACAACCAAGCCCAUUUUCAGUGGAUCAAAGGGACUAUUCAACAGAAUUGAGCGUUACUAUCGCGGUUGGCGCAUCUUUGCUGUUCCUGAACAUUUUGGCCUUUGCAGCAUUGUACUACAAAAAGGACAAGCGGAGACACGACGUCCACAGGAGAUGUAGCCCACAACGUACUACUACCAAUGAUCUUACCCAUGCACAAGAAGAGGAGAUAAUGUCCCUCCAAAUGAAGCACACUGACUUGGAUCAUGAAUGUGAGUCCAUCCAUCCACAUGAGGUGGUUCUUAGGACCGCCUGUCCCCCAGACUACACGCUAGCUAUGAGAAGGUCUCCUGAUGAUAUUCCCUUAAUGACACCCAACACCAUCACAAUGAUCCCCAACACUAUACCAGGGAUUCAACCCCUACACACAUUCAACACAUUCACCGGAGGACAGAACAAUACUCUGCCCCAUCCUCAUCCCCACCCCCAUUCACACUCAACAACCAGGGUAUAGCCAGACAAGACGAAACAAACUUUAUUUUUUGAUGGAUUACAGUAGGUGAUAUUACUGAAGAUUACUUGGCUUUCAACCUACAAGACUCUUACUAUUUAAAUAUGGAGGAAUAUUAUGUGAAUAUACAUAUCAAGAACUUUUGGGGUUUUGGAAAAAAUGAAUUGUACAUAUAUCAAAUGAACUUAAGAAACAAACAAAACAAAAGGAAACAAACAAACAAACAAACAAAAC